AUGCAGGGAUAUUUUCCAAUAAACCAACCUGUUCUUCCGGCUGGCUGGCAGAUGGCCUACACCGCGACUGGCCAACCUUACUACAUGGAUCAUAACACAAAGACCACCCACUGGACCCUCCCGGAGACUGUCAGCUACUCCUUCGGAGGCUACUACAACCCGGUGAUGGUAGCUGGCGGCGGCAGCGGCGGCGGCGGCGGCGGUGCCCGCGGCGGUCGCGGCGGUCGCGGUCGCGGCGGUCGUGGCGGCAUCGAUCAGGGGAAGCGCAAAACGAAGAUGUGCAUCUACUGGGAAAAGAAUGGCGAAUGCAACUGGGGUGAUCGCUGCGCCUUUGCACAUGGUCAGGGGGAGCUCCGCGCGACGGCAAACUCCGUGGGUUCCCAGCCCCAACAGUCAUUGCAGGAGGGGGAUCAGCCAGCGUCGUAG
Messenger RNA from Trypanosoma conorhini, 426 nucleotides. Its product is annotated as CCCH zinc-finger protein. Bases 1 to 426 code for a protein of 141 amino acids. Lineage: Eukaryota; Euglenozoa; Kinetoplastea; Trypanosomatida; Trypanosomatidae. The transcript has a single exon. Gene Ontology annotation, biological process: regulation of cell population proliferation; apoptotic process; hippo signaling. The record is from RefSeq and is a predicted model, not a curated record. Gene Ontology annotation, molecular function: molecular adaptor activity; protein binding; metal ion binding.